Molecule: messenger RNA, 531 nt
Organism: Diachasmimorpha longicaudata
Lineage: Eukaryota; Metazoa; Arthropoda; Insecta; Hymenoptera; Braconidae
Exons: 3
Coding region: 56-355 (99 amino acids)
Source: RefSeq, a predicted model, not a curated record
UUCAGUUAGACGCAGACAGGAAUUCUCGCUAGAUUAUUAGCUGUGGUGGAGAGCCAUGAACAUCAUAAUCAUGUUGACGAUCAUGGGAGUUUGCACAGGAGCGCCCCAAUUCCUCGAGGAGCGUUACAACCCCACCCCCUACGCCCACCAAGCUGUCCUCCUAAGCUCAGCUAUGGAAGAUGCACUGCCUCGAGAGCUGAAAAAUCAUUUCUACGAGAAUCCGAAGACCGCAGCAGCACUCGCGCAAGACUCCUGGCUGGCCAAGAAGGAGAUGCAGGUGAUCGAUCGCGAGGCAGACAAGAUUCCAAGGCAAAAGAUAUUCGAUGCAUUACAACAGGCCGGACUCACCCGCUGAAGACACCCUCCCCCCAGUCAUCAAUCAUUUUCCUAUCGAUACAUUUUAUUUAUUACCAUUCAAACUAUUGUAAAGCCUUAUUCACUGUCUAUUAUUUUAUGUUUAUGACCUUCGAGUGCAAUCUCAUAUCUCAUUAUUCCUUGAUGAAAAAAAAUAUAUCAUCGUAGAGAAUGGUC